This is a messenger RNA of Cryptococcus deneoformans JEC21, 2878 nucleotides long. RefSeq lists its product as hypothetical. The transcript is spliced from 12 exons. Gene Ontology annotation, biological process: protein demethylation; regulation of transcription by RNA polymerase II. Bases 95 to 2677 code for a protein of 860 amino acids. The record is from RefSeq and is a predicted model, not a curated record. Lineage: Eukaryota; Fungi; Basidiomycota; Tremellomycetes; Tremellales; Cryptococcaceae. Gene Ontology annotation, molecular function: histone demethylase activity; transcription coregulator activity.
CGAAUCCUUCACUCUACCCUACUCCUUCUUCUUCUUUUGCCAAAUAUUCCCAGCCCGCACCCUAUAUUAAUACCAACGUCGCAUAUUACGAAGGAUGAGCGAGCAAGUGGGACAAAGAGAAGCAGUCGAUUCUCCUCAAGCUACUGGCGUGAAGACACCUCCGGAGCCUUGUCCUUUAUGUCGAGAAACCGGUCCGCCUCAGCCUCCCUCUAUCACAGAAGAAGGCAAGACAAACGAAGACAUCGACUUCAUAUGGGUAGCGUGUAACAAAUGUGAUGAGUGGUAUCACUCGGCUUGUUUAUUCCUUGGUGAUGAGAAGUGGAGAGGGACGAUACCCAAAGAGAUUAUUUCGACAGUCGAGACGAACUUUGGCGACGAAGGGGCAUGGACGAAUUGGGUUGAGUGGAUAGGAAAAUGGUAUUGUGCCCCUUGUCUGGCUCGCUCAACUUCGCCGUCGAACCCUCGCCCCCCUCGGCAUCCACUAGUUGCCACUAUGAAGCGAGCAUCGAUUCAACCUAAAGACAUCGAUCAAGCUGGAAAGCCUCUUAAAAGGUCUGCAAGCACUUCAGCUCCUCUACUCAAGUCCAAUAUCAAGCGACCUCGCACCAGUACAAAAGGUCAGGAAACAGCGUCACCUGAGAUUGAUAUGAAGAGCGAGAGGGAGCAACAAGCGGAGAGUACUGCGGGGACACCUGCUUCGGAUGCUCCUCAAGGGCGACCGAAACGGAAAACUGCCCAAAUUGAUUACCGCAACUUGAACAACUCGAUUGCUACGCCUACUCAUCAAUGGUUGGAGUUGAUUGCGGAUCCUGAGAAGUAUGGACGAACAAUCUUAGACGCCAACUACCCUGCUCUUCCUGGGAAACUUUUGACGCGUGCGUGGCUGGAGUCACAACCUUUACCCGGGCAACCUUCUUCUAUCUCGCCUGAUCUACUACCAACUCGAUUCUGGGGUCCCGAUAGGGAGCCGCUCAUCGUCAGGCCGGAAAAUGGCGGAUUCUCAAGUCUAGGAGGACAUUUACCGUCGAAGGACUUGACCGUGCAGGAUGUGGCUAAUCUGGUCGGUCCAGAUCGAAUGGUAGAUGUGAUUGACGUCUCCUCUCAGCACUCUUCACAAUGGACCCUUCAGAAAUGGGCCGAAUAUAUUCAAUCAUCUUCUGGAAAUACCAGUGUCCGCAACCCCAAGGUCUACAACGUUAUCUCCCUCGAAAUAUCUGGUACAGAACUAGCCAAAAAGGUGAAGCCGCCCAAGAUCGUCAGAGAGAUCGACUGGGUGGACAAUUUUUGGAGAUUCAAUGCCGGAGCGGGAGGGAAGGAUGUGAAGGAAAAGGGUAGGGGGAAUGAUAGCAGAGAAGGCAGUGAGAUAAGAAAGGAGGGAAGCCACUUAACCGAAGGGGAUAAUGGGGGCGAGAUUGAAGAGGAUCUUGAAGGUUUGAAAGAGAAAACAAAUACGCCUUACCCCAAGGUCCAACUUUAUUGCCUCAUGGGUAUGAAGGGUGCGUGGACAGACUGGCACGUUGAUUUUGCCGCAAGCUCUGUAUAUUACACGAUCCAUUCCGGCGCAAAGGUCUUCUUUUUCGUCAAGCCCACCGAACAAAACCUCAAAGCCUACGCAGAGUGGUCUGGUUCCUACGAGAAACAGCAAGAUACAUGGUUGGGCGACAUGGUUGACGAAGUCCGAAAGGUGGAAUUGCACGCUGGUGAUACGAUGAUAAUACCGACAGGUUACAUCCACGCCGUUUAUACACCCAUGGACUCUAUCGUUUUUGGAGGGAAUUUCCUGCAUUCGUAUAACGUUGAUACUCAAUUACGACUACGUCAGAUUGAGAUCGAUACUAAAGUCCCUCAGAGAUUCCGUUUUCCCAUGUUUGACCGGCUCUGCUGGUACGUCGCCGAAAAAUACUGUAGCGACCUCCGUCAUCUUCGUGCCUACCGCCCUCGAGCAACCACCACUCCGAAACCGCCACAUUUUCGCGUCCUCCAAUGUCUCUCCUAUCUUGCCAAUUUCCUCGUCUCCCAAACGGGAAUUCUCGAGGACCCCGAGGCGGAAGAUAAAGCUCGGAAACUGGUACACGAUAGGAUACCGGGAGAUAUCGUCAAGGAUCCCGAGGGACUAGCAAAGGAGCUGAAGUGGAGGGUGGAGAGAGAGUUGGGAGCGUUGGGUUUAUUAGGGGAGGAGGCGUCUGGUGUCGAGGCGGAGGAGUUCAAGUCCAAUGGCACCGCGAAUGGGAGCGUGAAAAUCAAGGGGAAGGAGGUUAGCAGGAAAAGGGAUCGGUUGAGUAAAGUGUUUGAUAAGAAGGCAAUAUCUCGAACUUGGGAUUUCCACCCUCCAGCAUGGUCAGAAAACAGACAAUCCCCUCAAAUAGAAACGACAACCGUCCAAUUACCUCGCCCUAGCACAUCUUCUUCCGACGCUAUCUCAGGUUCUGGCCCUGGCGCUAGCCCGGGUGCGAGUGCGAAUGGGGGUGCAAACGAAAACGAACAAGCAGAAUUGACGACAAUGCUCGUGAAGCAGACUCGUAAACGUAUGCGGGAACUGGACGAUGGUACGGUUAUUGAAGAGAGUCAGGAAACCACCUUUGUGGAGAAGAAGACGAUUUGGGGACCGAAGCUCGACAAAGAGAAGAUAUCACAACCGCAAGGGAAAGUAGAGGAGGAUAUGGACAUUGACCACUGAUCAUUUGGCGUUGGCUAUUUGCAGAAAGUUGAAGAAAAGGGGUCUGAGGGGUCACAUUUGUCUAUGGCUUUGUAAUCUCGCCCAUGACAUGUAUUCGUGCUAUUAUGUCUCUUCUUUCCGAGACCAAUUAUAGACGAGUAUAUAUAAUAAUACCAUGUUGUGGUGCUAGUCUAAAAGCGCACUGCAUCCCGUAGUUACUGA